CCAGCCGGGCAGCGCAACUCGUCGAACGUUUGACCGGUUCCGGUGACAAUGAUAUCGACCGCGCCAAACUCGAACAGUUAGAAAACAUCUGCAAGUAAGUGGCACAACCAAAUCGUAACUCGCAAACGCUCAAAACCUGUAUCCACCACGUUCGUAGAGUAUCGUAUUGUGUUGUUACACAACGCAAUACUAUAACGUCAUCGUCUACUGAUAUCGUUGAUGUGCUCUAAAUCUAUGGUUGUUGCGAUCGAAUAAUAGUAAAUAUUAUUGAACUCGUACCUACUACUGUUUCUAUUUGUAACGCUAUUGUUUACUAUUACUACUUUAUUACUCUCCUUAUUAUACAAUAACUACUUUUACUACUUCUGUCUAACCCUGCUCUGUAUGCGACUUCGACCGCCAACGAUAUAGAGGAAAUAUUCUUUCAUCAAUUUCAUUUUUCCAUUCCUAAAAUGCCAUGUCGCACCGUUUUACCAGUUCUGAGCAUCACCCUGUAAAGCAGUUAUCGUAAAACGAAACAAAAAUUACAUUUUUAAACUAUAAUAAAGACACGGGUGAUUGAUAACCGACUGUUUAUUGUAAUAAACAAUAUUUUCUACUCGCACAGACAAGUAUGGACAAAAACAAUGGUGAAUCUGAUUCAGCGGCCCGCAGCAACCUUAGACAACCAACCAGGGUGUUCAAGAAAAGCUCCCCGAAUGGUAAAAUCACAGUAUACUUGGGCAAACGAGAUUUCGUCGAUCACAUAACCAACGUCGAUCCUAUUGAUGGCGUUGUAUUAGUUGACCCUGAUUAUGUCAAAGGCAGAAAGGUUUUUGGUCUCGUAUUAGCCGCUUUUCGUUAUGGCCGCGAAGACCUGGACGUUCUGGGAUUGACUUUUCGAAAAGACCUUUAUCUUGCUUCCGAACAAAUAUAUCCAGUUGGUAAUAUUCGUACACCAACUAGGCUACAAGAACGUUUGAUCAAAAAACUCGGUCCAAAUGCCAUACCAUUUUAUUUUGAGUUACCACCCCAUUGUCCAGCAUCUGUUACGUUGCAACCAGCUGCUGGUGAUACGGGAAAACCAUGUGGUGUGGAUUAUGAAUUUAAAGCAUUUGUUGGUGAUACUGCUGAAGAUAAGCCUCACAAAAGAAAUUCCAUAAGGCUUGCAAUUAGGAAAAUCAUGUAUGCUCCAAAAAAAGAAGAAAUUCAACCAUCAGUGGAAGUAUACAAGGAAUUUGUCAUGAGCCCGAACAAAUUAUAUUUAGAAGCAUCUUUAGAUAAAGAACUUUAUUACCAUGGAGAGAGCAUUUCGGUGAAUGUUCACAUAGCUAAUAAUUCUAAUCGAACAGUAAAAAAAGUUAAAGUAUUUGUAAGACAGUUCGCUGAUAUAUGUUUGUUUUCAACUGCCCAGUAUAAAUGUACUGUUGCUGAACUAGAAAGUGAAGAUGGUUGUCCUGUUGGUCCAGGAUUUACUUUGUCCAAAGUAUAUACAGUGAAACCUACUUUGCAUAACAACAAAGACAAGCGUGGUUUAGCUUUAGAUGGACAAUUAAAACAUGAGGAUACAAAUCUAGCUUCUUCAACAAUAGUCAGCAAUCCUUCACAAAAAGAAAACUUAGGAAUUAUUGUUCAAUAUAAAGUGAAGGUGAAACUUUGUUUGGGUGCUUUGGGAGGAGAACUAACGGCCGAACUUCCAUUUAUUUUGAUGCACCCCAAACCUGAAGAAGAAGUCCUACCAACUGUCAGUAGUGUUGCAAAUCCAGGCACAGGAGUUGAUGACAAUGGCGUGCGCGUAGAUAAUCUAAUUGAAUUAGAUGAAGAUGGUCCGGCACCAUCUCAUGAUGAAGACAUCAUUUUUGAAGAUUUCGCUCGUCUACGACUAAAAGCUGGUAAUGAUUAAAUGAGAUUACUAUGUAAGCCUAGAUGAAUUAAUGAAUUUAUUCAUUACUUAGUGUUGGGUUUAGGUGACUAAUUUAAAUGUCUACCUACUUGAUGUUCCCAUCAAAUAGAAUCAUGGUGUGUCUGUUCAAAUUGUAUAGACUUAAAUGGAAA
Molecule: messenger RNA, 2034 nt
Organism: Sipha flava (yellow sugarcane aphid)
Lineage: Eukaryota; Metazoa; Arthropoda; Insecta; Hemiptera; Aphididae
Gene: krz
Product: arrestin red cell
Exons: 1
Coding region: 614-1882 (422 amino acids)
Biological process (GO): signal transduction; G protein-coupled receptor internalization
Cellular component (GO): cytoplasm
Molecular function (GO): G protein-coupled receptor binding
Source: RefSeq, a predicted model, not a curated record